Messenger RNA from Episyrphus balteatus (marmalade hoverfly), 1274 nucleotides. RefSeq names its product serine/threonine-protein phosphatase 2A activator (gene Ptpa). Gene Ontology annotation, biological process: mitotic spindle organization. NCBI's taxonomy places the organism in Eukaryota, Metazoa, Arthropoda, Insecta, Diptera, Syrphidae. Gene Ontology annotation, molecular function: peptidyl-prolyl cis-trans isomerase activity; protein tyrosine phosphatase activator activity. The transcript has 6 exons. The coding region runs from base 78 to 1109 and encodes 343 amino acids. The record is from RefSeq and is a predicted model, not a curated record. Gene Ontology annotation, cellular component: nucleus; protein phosphatase type 2A complex; cytoplasm.
UCACAUAUUUGACAUUUCAAGGUCGGUCUGCCGCACCGCAAACUACAAAAAUUCUUGUUUACGUUUUUUUUUAUAUCAUGGAGCACCCGGGCGAAUCAUUAGUCAACGAAGAAAACACCAGCGAACCAUCAAAAUGUGUAAAAUCUGUAAUGGAUAUGGCCAUUUGGCAAAAGUCUCAAGCCUAUUAUGAUUUAAUUGGCUUCAUCAAUGGCAUUAGUACAGCUAUUCAAGGAAAAAAGCUUACCGACGAAAUGUACAUUUCCAAAACAAUGCAAAAUCUUCUUGGAAUGAUUGAGAAAUUCAAUAAAUUACUCGAAGAGACGCCCCGUUUCGAAGAACCCCAACGUUUCGGCAAUCAGGCCUAUCGUUUGUGGUUUAAGAAAAUGGAAGAGAAUGCUAAAGGUUAUUUAGUCGAAGCACUUGCAGAUGAAAACUGCACUUCUAUAAACGAACUUUAUGUUUACUUAAAAGAGUCAUUUGGCAAUCCAACUCGUAUUGAUUAUGGAACCGGCCACGAAUUGGCCUUCGUAAUGUUUCUUUGUUGUCUAUUCAAAACCAAAGUUCUCGUUGAAGAAGAUAACGUUGCGUGUGCUUUGAAACUAUUCAAUUCAUAUUUGGUCUUUGUAAGACAGUUGCAAAAAACCUACCGAAUGGAACCAGCUGGUAGUCAGGGUGUAUGGAGCUUGGACGAUUACCAAUUUGUUCCAUUCAUUUGGGGAAGUGCUCAAUUGUCAUUUCGCAGUCCGUUUGAUCCAUCAAAAUUCCUGGACCAGAAUAUUAUUGAUGAUUACAAAGAUUCGUACAUGUUCAUAAGUUGCAUCGACUAUAUAUCUCAGGUAAAAACGGGACAUUUUGCUGAACAUUCGAAUCAAUUGUGGAGUAUAUCGGCAGUUCCAUCUUGGAUAAAAAUCAAUUCAGGAUUGGUUAAGAUGUAUCAAAAAGAGAUUCUCUCCAAGUUUCCUGUUAUUCAACAUGUUUAUUUUGGAAACUUAAUGAUCUUUAAGCCAGUAAAGCCUGGAACACCUUUGCCAAAUGCGAGAUUAGGAGUUAUGCCACCUCCUGCUGCUGUGCCAGUCAAACUACCAACAGAGGAAAUAAAGAAAACUUAGAUUUUUCAUAAAAUUCUGAUUGAAUUGAUGUUGCGUUAUUUAUUGAGGAUUGAUUAUAUCGGUAGUUUUAAACACAUUUUGGCAAACUAUUAUAUUUUACAUAAUUUAAACUUAUACUUAUUAUAAUAUUACAACAUUUCUAUGAAUAAAAAAUUUUUCAAUAAA